UGGCAUCUAGAUGUUUUAACAUUUGUCGAUCGAAUUUUGUGUUUUUUUAUCGUUUUUCUUGACCAUGAAAAUCCCCCAAAAGCCCAUCGAUCUUCCCCUUGGUUGGAAAAAGAUCGUUAUCGAAAGAAAAAGUGGAAAGACGAAAGGUCUCAAAGAUGUGUAUGUCGUUGACCCGAAUGGACGAAGAUUUCGCUCCCAGAAAGAGCUCAGACGACACUUGGAAAAUGCGGGUACGUCUCUUAAAAUAGAGGACUUUGAUUUUAGUAAAACUUCACAGGUGAUUAAUGAAGAUAGCGAGGAUACUAAAUCUAAGAAGAAAAAGAAAUCAGUAAACGAACCAGUUGAAGAUUCUGCAGCUGGUUCAGAAAAGAUAAACAAGCUCUCUACUCGUGGACAAACACUAACGACAGAAACGCCUACUCUAAACAAUGGUAGCGUUAACGGUACAAAUAACAUUCGUAAGUCUGGUCGAAAGACUCGUGCAUCCAGUAGACUUGACACAGGUCUCUUUUAUUCCAAGAACAGCAAAGUUUCCUGUAAGUUUGUUGUCAAAAGAGAUUGGCAAAAAGAGAUUGAUGGGGUGACACGUGUAGUUGCUAAGACGGGGACGCCGCCCGGAUGGAACAAAGUCUUACGCAAGAGAAUGCAUGGAGUAUACAAAGGCAGAUUUGAUGUUUACAUAAUUAGUCCUCAAGGAUUCCAAUUUCGUUCACGUCCUGAGCUUAGAGCUUUUCUUGAAGAGAAUAAUUUCAGUCUGUCAAUCAACGAUUUUGACAUGACAUCUCCUCUGCCGGUUGGUUCGAGAAAGAGAUUGGCUAGUCAGGCACUGGCUGGACCAAAUAAGAAAGUUUUAACCUUGAUAAAGAGUUGUGAAUCAAAAACACUUGCAAAACCCUCGGUGGAAGUUGACAGCAAAAAGAAAAAAGAAAAGAAAAAUGUGCCAACUUCUAAUAAGGGAAAACUGGAAGAGAGGAAAAAGAUCAAGAAUGAAAAAAAAGUUGUUAAGGUCGUUAAUGGAGAAACUGCCAAAACCAAAGUAAAAAGUACAGCCAAAAGAAUUUCCAAGAGAAUGAAAAAGGCAACGAAGAAAGAAUUGCCAGAGUUUAAGCCAGUCAUCAGAAAAAACUGGCAAAAAAAGAUAGAUGGAGUAACUCUUUGCAUUGACGAAACAAGCAAUGUUCCAGAAGGUUGGACUAAAGUACUGCGCAAAAGAAAGAAUGGAAAAUUCAAAGGCAGAUGUGAUGUGUAUAUUUUUAGUCCUGAAGGAGCCAUGCUUAGAUCACGUCCAGAGCUCAAGGUAUUUCUUGCAAAAAGUAAAUCAAAUCUAACUGUUAAUGACUUUGAUAUGAAAUCACCUUAUUCUCAUAAGUUGACAAAAAUGUUGGACAACCAAUCACAUGAUAGAUCACCAACUAAAACGUCACUGCAGGAUGCUGGAGAGCAUAAAGGGAAGAAGCAUUUCUUACCAGGAAAAACGAGGAAUGCGACAAAGAUUCGAAACAAAGGGAAGAAGUUUUUGGAGAGGGAGAAGAAACAAGAAAAGCGAAAGCGAAAACGAAAACAUUACUCUACAUCUCAUGAAACAGAAGAGGUUGGGCAGUUAACAAAAAAAAAGCGAUCUUCGGAAGGCAGAGAUAUAGAACAACAGGAUUGCACAGAGAAUUACACAUCAGUAAUAGUUGAUUCAGCUCACAACAACAAUGAUGAUGAAAAGGCUUUAGAAGAACACACGUGUGACCAAGAAAGUGAAAGCCUAAACAUGGAUGAACACAUUGAGCAGAGACGAGCUACAACACAAGCUGGAAAAUUCAACAAAAAUACCCUAAAUCAAGCUCAAAAUAAAAACCAACCUCAGAUCAGCCCAUAUUUUUCAGACUCUGAGUCAACACCACCACCACCAAUCAUUGGUGAUAAAAAUAGCACAAAAAAACGUGACAAAUGGACACCUCCAAAAUCACCCUUCAAACUGAUUCAAGAAACAUUGUUCCAUGAUCCUUGGAAGCUCUUGAUUUCCUCUAUAUUUCUGAACAGGACAGCUGGUGAAAAAGCAAUUCCUAUAAUGUGGGAGUUUUUCAGGCGAUAUCCAACUGCCGAAACAACAAGAAAUACAGAUCCUAAACCAAUAGCAGAGCUGUUGAAACCACUUGGACUUAACGAAAAAAGAGCCAAGACAAUGAUUCGUUUUUCUGAUGAAUUCCUGGCCAGGGACUGGAGAUAUGCAGACACCCUGUAUGGUAUAGGAAAGUAUGGCAGUGACUCAUAUCGGAUCUUCUGCCUUGGAGAGUGGAAAGAUGUACAGCCAAAAGACCACAAGUUAAAUCUCUAUCAUGACUGGCUGUGGCAACAAGAGAAGGCUGGUUUGUUGAAUUAGUUGUAGUCCUGAUUAAUAUUAGUUUGAUUAUAUAGUAAUGCUAGUGUAUAUACGUAUUAUACUGUAUAUUGUAUUGAUAUUGUGGACAAUGACCAUGGAUGAUAGAGGAGGUAGUAGUGGUAGCAGUUACCUUAUGCAUGUAACAACAUGACCAUGCCUAAUCCACCCCCCUCAACACCAACACCAACCUAACACCUCACCCCCAAUCAAAAAUCUGUUCCAUGGAACUGUAGAAGGGAGAACUUAGGUUCCAAGUACAAGGAACUAGUCCCCGUCACAGUUCCUUGUGCCUUCUUGAAGGGUAAUAAUGCUGUUCAUUCAAGCAAAGACAGCAGUGAUGUUGCAAUGAUAAAGAGAUGUAAAUAAUUGUACAAGGUGUGAAAAUAAAGACAAGACAAGACAAGAGAAGUAUUAGGAAAUGCACGACGUGUAGUUGAGUGCUUCUCAACACUUCUCAAGUGUUCUGCCAAUCCCCAAGUGCUUUAUAACUCCAUACAGCACAGCACAGCAAGCAAGUUUUAUAUUUCUUUUAUAACGCAACUGAAAGUGCGCCUGCGUGCUGUGUGCUAAUUUGCUCCAAACCAAUCAGAACACACGAUUUAUAAGUUGUUUUAUCAAUUAUUCUCUAUCCUUGCAAGGUCACUGGCACUCUCAUUUCGAUGCACAGGCACAGUUACCUUUCAAGAUGGUGCAGGGAACUGAAGACUAUUGGCAUAACAGUUCCCACCCCUUCCCCUCAAUGGUCUGUGGUCUCUGAUUGCAUUUGUCAUGACCAGAAACUGUAUUAGAAGUGGGCUGAAGAAAUAUUGUUGUCCUUUGAUCACAUCAUUCUCACAUGUGGGACAUGUGUUUGAUUAGGACACAGAAUUAUAUUGGGUGUUCGCGGUUUUCCUUAGUUUGACUGUAAUUUUCCAUCCUUCUGUUUCUACAAUUUCCAAAAAAAAAAAAAAAAAAUUCCCAAUCAAAAGUCAAAACUCAGAAUUGUGUUUAUUUUAAUGUCAACGAUUUUUUUAAAUCUUACAAUGCUGCCUAAUACAGACAUUUGGUACACAGCUAUUUGAAAGUAGGUUGGCAAARAUUUUGUUGCAUGUUACAUUUUGCAUACAAGCCGGAAAUGCAGUAUGGGCAAUUUCUUAAAAUACCUGUAUGGUGGUUCUGGCUGUAUGAAUGUUCAGCUUAGUGACUUUGGAUAAUGUUUAGUUCAAUAUCGUAAAAGAUUUAAUCGAGAUAUUUUUACUUUAAGAUUAAGGUAAAUGUAUAGCUGAAGUAGUUAUAGUACAUAGUUAUGAAUUUUUAUUUGAUUUACCACUACAAUAACUAUCGAGAUGAGUGAUUGAUCGUGAUAUUUUUAUGGAAGUUUUAUGUUUUUAACAUCAGUUUUUCAUUUUAAUUGUAAUUUAUUACACAUAUACCACCACCGAUAUGUGACCAAACUCUCAACAAUAAAAAAAACUCUUGCAUUUUGUUUUGGAGAGGGGGUUCACAUUAUUUUAAUGUUAUUACUUUAGGGGAUAUAGUAAGGAACUGAAUUCUGAUGAACCAAUCAGAAUCAGGCAAAUGUACAUCAGCCAACCACAGUCCUUAAUAAAGCAAUUUAAAUGACAUGUUUAAACAUGAUGAACCAAUCGAUAACAGGCAAAUGUACAUCAGCCAAUCACAUUCCUUAAAAAAGAAGCCAUUUGAAAGAAAACACUUUCUAGUGUUUCCAAGGGCGGAUCCAGGGGGAACAAAGGGGGCUGAAGCCUCCCCCCCUUCAGCAGAAAAAAACGAUGCUUUUUUAUAUUGUUUUGGGAAGAAAAUCAAUUAGCCCCCCCUCUAAACUCAAUUAGCUCCCCCCUAAAAUUUUGGCUGGAUCCGCCCUUGGUUUCCUCUUAUUAUGGACAACUUAAGAUCUAACUAUUAAUCGUUUACAUUAUAAUUACUUGGCAUAGAUUUAAAUAAAAGUGGAAAUCGUAUCCAA
This is a messenger RNA of Actinia tenebrosa (Australian red waratah sea anemone), 4331 nucleotides long. RefSeq names its product methyl-CpG-binding domain protein 4. Gene Ontology annotation, molecular function: catalytic activity; DNA binding. Gene Ontology annotation, cellular component: nucleus. NCBI's taxonomy places the organism in Eukaryota, Metazoa, Cnidaria, Anthozoa, Actiniaria, Actiniidae. Gene Ontology annotation, biological process: DNA repair. The record is from RefSeq and is a predicted model, not a curated record.